AUGGUCAAAUUGAUUAGCUCCUCCGUAUUCCGGCCCGUCGUCCUCUCCAAUGCCGCCCACCUUGUGAGGCCCCGCCUGGCCCUACGAUGUUACGCGACCCAGCAGAGCUUCAACUCUGAAGCUAAGAGGAAAGCUGUAACGCCCUUCAACGACGAUGGGAAUGUCCCCUGGACUCAGCUUUCGGUCGGCGAGAAAUCCGCAAGAGCUGCCCAGCAGACAUUCAACUUUGGCAUGGUUAUUGUUGGCGUUGUCCUCACUGGCGGCGUGGCAUAUUUCCUAUUCAAGGAAGUCUUCUCUCCCGACAGCAAGAUCUCAUACCUCAACCGCGCCAUCAGUAGGAUCAAGAAGGACCAAAGAUGCCUGGAGUUGCUUGGCGACAGCAACAAGAUCACUGCGUAUGGCGAGGAAACAUGGAACAAGUGGAGGAGAGCAAGGCCCAUUGCCUCAACCACCACCAAGGAUGCGCAGGGCAAUGAGCAUCUGCGGAUGCAUUUCAAUGUUGAAGGCCCCAAGGGCAGAGGAAAAGUAAACAUGCACCUCACCAAACGUUCCGGCCGAUCCGAUUACGAGUACCAGUACUUCUUCGUCGACGUGGCUGGUCACCAGAGGAUCUACCUUGAGAAUGCCGAUGCAUCAUCGUCCGAUAAGGGAGACAAGCAAGGAUUCAAGUUAUUUGGUGUCAAGUGGGGUUGA
Molecule: messenger RNA, 693 nt
Organism: Phialemonium atrogriseum
Lineage: Eukaryota; Fungi; Ascomycota; Sordariomycetes; Cephalothecales; Cephalothecaceae
Product: mitochondrial import inner membrane translocase subunit tim21
Exons: 4
Coding region: 1-693 (230 amino acids)
Biological process (GO): protein import into mitochondrial matrix
Cellular component (GO): TIM23 mitochondrial import inner membrane translocase complex
Source: RefSeq, a predicted model, not a curated record